This is a messenger RNA of Amaranthus tricolor (Joseph's coat), 1348 nucleotides long. RefSeq lists its product as uncharacterized. Gene Ontology annotation, biological process: proteolysis. The record is from RefSeq and is a predicted model, not a curated record. The transcript has 10 exons. Bases 175 to 1182 code for a protein of 335 amino acids. Lineage: Eukaryota; Viridiplantae; Streptophyta; Magnoliopsida; Caryophyllales; Amaranthaceae. Gene Ontology annotation, molecular function: ATP-dependent peptidase activity; metalloendopeptidase activity; ATP binding.
AUCGAGUGACGACCAUUUGGUUACGAUUGAACUACUACUCCCAUAAAAUGCAAGUUUGUAGUUGUGUGAUUUAUAGCAGUUGGUGGUGGCGGGAAAACAAAACCUUAUCUCCAACUACACCUGCAACGCUGCAGAUUGAAAGGUGAGAAUUGAGGAGAGGAGAGGAGAGCAGGGAUGUCAAUUGCUGCUGCGGCAUUUGUUAGAAACCCUAAUCGUAGCAACUUUCUGCUUGUUGAUAUCACCAAUCAAUUCAAUCCCAUCAUCAUUUCACGUUGGAAAAGACGGCUUACUCUUAUCACUUCUUCUUCUUCUUCUUCUGCUAAUGCUUUGACAACCGUUGAUUUUAAUCCUCUUCAAUCAGCUCUUGAAAAGAAAGACAGUGAUGCUGUCAAGGAAGCACUUGAUCAGUUAAGUGAAAUUGGUUGGGCGAAAAGGUGGAGCUCUCAGCCAUAUGUCUCUCGUCGAACAACUUCACUUAGAGAGCUGACUACUCUUGGAAUCAAGAAUGCAGAGAAUCUUGCCAUACCAAGCGUCAGAAAUGAUGCAGCUUUUCUUGCUACAGUGGUUGGAUCAACAGGAUUUUUGGCUAUUCUUGCUGGCCAGCUUCCUGGGGACUGGGGCUUCUUCACGCCAUAUCUGAUAGGAAGCAUAUCUUUGAUAGUUUUGGCGGUGGGGAGCAUUUCACCGGGACUUCUCCAGGCAGCCAUCAGCGGAUUCUCAGUGGUUUUUCCUGAUUAUCAAGAGAGGAUAUCUAGGCAUGAAGCAGCUCAUUUUCUAGUUGCCUAUUUGCUUGGCUUUCCGAUUUUGGACUAUUCUCUGGACAUCGGAAAAGAACAUGUAAACCUUGUCAAUGACAAGUUGGAGAAGCUUAUAUACAGUGGACAGCUUGAUUCCAAAGAACUUGAUAGGCUGGCGGUUGUGUCAAUGGCUGGGCUCGCGGCUGAAGGACUGUCAUAUGAUAAGGUUAUUGGUCAAUCUGCAGAUCUUUUCUCUCUUCAGAGAUUUUUAAAUAGGAGCACACCACAACUAAGCAAGGAUCAACAACAGAACCUCACUAGAUGGGCGGUUUUGUUUGCAGGAUCUCUCUUGAAGAACAAUAAAGCAGUUCAUGAAGCUCUAAUGGCCGAAAUGUCAAAGAAGGCAACUGUACUCGACUGCAUCAAAGCUAUUGAAAUGAGUUGAGGAACCAAAGCUUAUACUCGCAAAAUUUUCUUCAAUGCUUCAGUGUAAAGAUCAUUAAACGAGCCAUAGGACAAUUGACGAAGUAAAUAGAUAAAACAAGUUACAAUUGUAAUACUAUUUUUAUAAGGUUUGGUAAAAAAAAAAAAAAAAAAAAACUUUAAUUUAA